GCAAUCGGUUGGAGUGAUCAAAUUCAAUUUCGAACCCCACCUGCCGGAGGGUCGCCGAAGCUCAAAUUCAUCGCAUUUGGAGACAUGGAAAAGCUCCCCAUGAUGGCUCCAUCGAGCACUACAUUCAGCCAGGAUCAAAAUCAGUGGUGGAUGCCAUGGCCAAAGAAGUUGCUUCAGGCAAUAUUGAUUCCAUUUUUCACAUUGGAGACAUAAGCUAUGCUACGGGUUUCUUAGUGGAAUGGGACUUCUUCCUUCACCAUAUCAUCCCUGUGGCAUCUCAUGUUUCCUAUAUGACUGCAAUUGGCAACCAUGAGAGAGAUUAUAUAGACUCGGGAUCGGUUUACAUAACUCUGGAUUCAGGCGGAGAAUGUGGAGUGGCUUAUGAAACAUCUUUUCCUAUGCCCACGAGUGCCAAAGACAAAUCAUGGUACUCCAUAGAGCAAGGUCCUGUUCAUUUAACUGUAGUUUCUACUGAGCAUGAUUGGAGCCCCAACUCUGAACAGUACCUUUGGAUGGUAAGGGAUAUAAUUUCGGUGAAUUGAUCAAGAACUCCUUGGUUAGUCUU
Molecule: messenger RNA, 565 nt
Organism: Telopea speciosissima
Lineage: Eukaryota; Viridiplantae; Streptophyta; Magnoliopsida; Proteales; Proteaceae
Product: probable inactive purple acid phosphatase 27
Exons: 4
Coding region: 156-542 (128 amino acids)
Source: RefSeq, a predicted model, not a curated record